Molecule: messenger RNA, 879 nt
Organism: Fusarium fujikuroi IMI 58289
Lineage: Eukaryota; Fungi; Ascomycota; Sordariomycetes; Hypocreales; Nectriaceae
Exons: 1
Coding region: 1-879 (292 amino acids)
Source: RefSeq, a predicted model, not a curated record
AUGAAUGAAGAAGACUUUGUCUGUUUGUGGCCAGGCUCGAUGCCAGUUGUGCCAAUCGUGGCAGAGGGUGAACUCUGGCAUCCAUGGUUGUGUAACUGGGGAAUCCCUCCCCUCUCAGAUAUUCCUCUUCGAGACGGGUCUCAAGAGAUGCAUGCCAACUCUCCUGAAGAUGAAGAAAACCUAGUUAUCAAGGCUGAGCCUUCGUCGCCGGAUACCCUGGCGGCACCCGAGUCACCUCGAUCGCCAUAUCUCUACGACAUUACGCCCUUUCGUCGCUCACAAAGCCCCUCUCCACUCAAUCUUGUAGAGGCAGCCAUCGACUCUACUGAGAAUGAAGCAACUGUCACUGUGAAGCCGGAGCCUUUGUCUCCAGAAACUGUCCAAGAUGUCGUAGAGGUACCUCGAUCACCAGGAUCUCCCUCACUCUACGACAUCUCCCGGUUCUACGCCGCACCCGACCUAUCCCCUCUUCAACCGGCCCCCGAAGACUUCGAACGGCCCAUCCCAUCUCGCGCGCCCUCACCUCGAACCAGCGCCCAGCGAAACACGCUCGGAGGCCGCGUCAACGGUCACGGCAUCCGUCGCAAUCUCCAAUUCUUCAUCAACCGUGGAAAUCAGCGACGCGCGAUUAGUCACGCUCAAAUGCUCCGUCGCCGUCGAAUGCAAGAGGAGCAAUUUGGGAUCCGACAGUAUCGGCGUCAUGUAGAUGAACUCCAGCGACAGCAUGAGCAGCGACUGCGAGACGGUGAGAAUGCGCCGUGCAAUAGCAUUCCCGUGUCGCGAGGGCGCCGAUUUCAUGGUGCGCCGCGGUUUGUGGAGAGAUUCAGCGUUCGAGAUGAAGAGGAGAGUGGAUGUAUGAGCCCUUAUGACUUGUACUAA